AUGUUGGUCAAGUUGUUGUUUGGGACUCUGUACGGGGCUUUGGCGGUGAAAGCAGAUGCUGGGCCUUAUGGAGUAGGAACUGAUCCAUUUUGGGUCGUUUCGCACGCUCCUCUGACUUCCGUUAGAUUAGAUCCUAUCGUAUCUCCUGCUGGGAUUUCUGGCCAUACCCAUCAGGUAGUCGGAGGAUCAGCAUUCGGACCGGUGUACGAUUAUGCCGCUUCACAACAAGCAAAAUGUACAUCAGCCAACGUCGCGAUUGAUAAAUCCAAUUAUUGGGCACCACAGUUAUAUCGUAAUCAUCCUAAUGGGACCGUUUCGUUGGUCAAGUUGACAUAUGCUAAUACGUAUUAUCUCACCCGGAAAGCAGAUGGGGAAACGGUCGUUCCUUUCCCUCCUGGGUUCAGAAUGUUAGUUGGCGAUCCCAAUCGACAGACGUACAACGAGAGUGAUCCUACCAACGCAGCUAUCAGUUAUGCUUGUUUAGGAGUCAGUGGACCUGAGACGCCUGCUUGGAACGGUAAGAUCACGAAUCUUCUUGCCGAUCGAAAUGUCACAAAGCCGUGGCGUUGGUGUGCGGUGAAGGGCCACCGGGGUGAUGUUUUGGGGGUAUAUCGCUUACAUUUCUUAGAUUUCCCAACUCAAAGUUGUCCAAGCAACCUCCGAGCACAAGCUUUCUUUCCUCAUUGUUGGGACGGAAUCAAUAACUGGCUUCCUAAUAGCGCCCACGUAGCUUUCAGCUCAGAAGGGAUGUACAACGGAGGUGGGAAAUGUCCUGAUAGUCAUCCUAAACGGAUUAUGUCCCUAUUCUAUGAAUGGCAUUACGAGGACGACUUCGAGUAUGAACCUGGUGCUCGCGUCUGGGCAACAGGUGAUACAGUCGGUUAUUCCUUCCAUGCGGAUUUCACAAUGGGUUGGCCAGAUGGUUACAUGCAAACUAUCUUCGAUGCCGGUGAAAAUUGCGCGGUGGAAUUCGGACUAAAUAAAUGUCCACCUUUGGCGUCACAUUUACAAAGUAAUGGAGGUGAUUGUGUUGUUGAUAAGAAUUGGGUGGAUGAGGACGUCAUCGGUCCUUUAUCGAAAUUACCUGGAAAUAACGCAGAAUGGGGAGGUUCAACACCGAAAACUUCUAUACCGAAUUACGUCGAAACUGUAAAAUUGAAUUCUCCAGCUCCGACAUAUACCGAUGGUUGUUCACUUGAUUCUGCCGCUUGUUCAACUUCUGUCGGUUCUUCUUCUCCACCGAACUCUGCAACUUCUCCUUCUUCUUCUACAUCUUCGAUAUCUUCAGCUCCCGCUUCUGGCGUUUCUAGCAUUUCUGGUGGAUCUAAUGGUUCUGGCAGUUCAUCCGCCGCAUCGAUAUCGAAACCCACAUCUUCUUCUAUCACAUCCACCUCGACACCAUCAAAAUCGUCAAUGUCUAAAUCGACAAACCCUGGAGGUGGUGAAACUCUUGUGGCGGUACCUUCUUCUUCUUCCUCGGCCAUUUCCAAAGGGUCAUGUGGACGUAAACGCGGUAUGAAGAGACGUCGUAGACGGGACAAUGUCUUGCCCGUGUCUUUGGGGGGUUUCGACCACGAAUUCCAGGAUAGUCAAAGAGGAUCAGGAACGAAAGAUAAGUAUGAUCGUCGGCUGAUCAGCGGGCAAGGGUGGGAAGGGGAUAUACCUGUGAAUCGACACUUAUGUAUAGUAGGUUGGAUCAUGGGUUGUGGUUUGUGGUGUGAGAUCAAAGAGUUGGACCAAUGGAGAACGAAGAGCUAUGUACAAUGA
Molecule: messenger RNA, 1767 nt
Organism: Tremella mesenterica DSM 1558
Lineage: Eukaryota; Fungi; Basidiomycota; Tremellomycetes; Tremellales; Tremellaceae
Exons: 14
Coding region: 1-1767 (588 amino acids)
Source: RefSeq, a predicted model, not a curated record